Molecule: messenger RNA, 1461 nt
Organism: Thrips palmi
Lineage: Eukaryota; Metazoa; Arthropoda; Insecta; Thysanoptera; Thripidae
Product: mitochondrial carrier homolog 2-like
Exons: 7
Coding region: 130-1023 (297 amino acids)
Source: RefSeq, a predicted model, not a curated record
UACUCAGGGUCUCUUUAACCUAACCUCCCAUUAUCUCUGAACAUCCGAUGAAAAGAUUGAACUGCUCUCUUAGCUGCUGAGUGAUUUUUGACUCUUGUUCUGUCAGGAUUUCUCUGUUCAACAACAAACAUGGAUCCUGAUACUCCAGCAACUACUGUUGGCUUUCUUGGGAAGCUUGGCAUGAGAUCUUUUGCUCAAUGUGUAUUUUAUCCAUUUGAGUAUGGCAGAACUCUUAUGCAGAUUGGGUAUGAACCCAUCGCUCCGUGGCCAGGUAAAACUUGGACCGGUCAGCAAAAGAUGAUGUUACCGAACAUUUUUCAGUAUGUUGGCUACAUGAAAGCAAAACAUGGACGAUCCUGCAUUUAUGCUGGGGUCAAAGUUCGCAUUGUUGAACAUGUUGUCAGUCAAGUUGCAUAUUAUGUAGCUACUGAUUCACUCCCACCAUCUGAUAUUGAAACUGAAAUUGAUGAAGGGAAGGAAGUUAGUGAGGAAGAAAGGAGGCAAUGGUACUUUGACGAGUUUAUGAAAGCUGCUACAGGUAGAUCAUUAGCUGUAAUUGUUAGCCACCCAUUCCAUGUUUGUGCCGUGAGAGUCAUGGCACAGUUCAUUGGCCAGGAAACAAAAUACUCUGGAGUAUUUGGCUCUUUGCGAGAACUGCAUCGUGAAAGUGGUAUCAUGGGCUUCUUUAGUGGACUUGUCCCAAGGUUGUUGGCUGAGGUGUGUCAGCUGGCUAUUUGGCAUUCCCUCACUUAUGCUCUUAUUACUUAUGUGUCUCGUGAGAGGGAGCAUCGAGAUAUAUUUUCCACAUUAAUGGGCUUUGUUGCAUCUACCUGUACCUACCCACUGCUAGUUGUGUCAAAUGUCAUGUGUGUCUCUGGAUCAGGGUUGGCAGCAGGGGGCCCUCCCCAUAUGAGGGUCUACUCUUCAUGGAUUGAUUGUUGGCGAAACCUGUCUGCAGAGGACCAGUUGUGGCGAGGUUCUAGCAUCCUAUUGUGGCGCUAUGAUACUCGCUCUUUGAAAUAAUUCCUUCAUAAUUCAUCUGUUAAUAGCUCAGUUCACAUCUUGCAACUUUCUGCUGUUUAAUCAAUUUACAUAUAAAGACUGUCUGCAUCUGCCUCAGGAAAUUAACCAUUCUUGUAUGAGGCAACAAGAUUUUCCACAUUUUUGUCAUGCAAGCAGCAACAGUUAUGCAUAAAAAUUUGUACAUUUAGAAAUUUAUGCUAAAAUGCCUAUUUGUAAACUGUUAAUGUAUUUAGGGUGGCUGUAAAGAGCCUUGGCAAGGCAAACCUGUGAAGUGCAUCAAAUUAUGCACUCAAAAGGUAGCACAUGAAGGCAAUCACUUAAUUAUAAUUCAUGUGCCAUUGUUGCGAUCAUUCACUUGUAAGUGUUAAAACCAUACAUUUCAAAGUUGCAUUUCUGUUCCUUGUUGUAUUGUUUUCAUAAAUAAAAAUUUAAAAUUGA